UGCUCACCCUCCGUCCUGAUUGGCUGCCGAGCAGACUGCCCCUCCGCCAUUGGUGAGCCUUGUCCUCCGGAGCGUCGGGCAGCCGGGCACUGAGCCUGCCAGACAUAUAGCGGAGAAGAGGAGCGGAGAGCAAGACACAGCUAUGGGAGUGGAGAUCGAGACCAUCACCCCCGGCGACGGCAGGACUUUUCCCAAGAAGGGCCAGACAUGUGUGGUUCACUAUACAGGCAUGCUGCAGAAUGGAAAGAAGUUUGAUUCAUCCAGGGAUAGGAACAAGCCUUUCAAGUUCAGGUUAGGACGGCAGGAAGUGAUCAAAGGAUGGGAUGAUGGCAUUGCACAGAUGAGCUUGGGCCAGCGAGCAAAACUGACCUGCACACCUGAUGUUGCAUAUGGAGCCACGGGGCAUCCAGGAGUCAUACCCGCCAACGCUACUCUGAUAUUCGAUGUGGAGCUGCUGAAGAUUGAAUGAACAUGUAGCGGGCCAGGCUGACAAAAGAUCUCCAAACCCAUCAUCCUCUUCCUUUCAACUGACACUACCCUCACUGCUGCAGAAGCCAGUAUGAUUGAGAAGGACCGCUUCAGCAGUGGGGUUACCAGUUUUCUCAUUAACCCUUCAGCACUGCCAGAGAAGACUGCAGUGGCUUAAAACCCAGUCUUCUCUGACAACAAUAGGGACAUCAUAACAGGACUGCUUCAAAGUGAUCCUCAGUCAACCUAUGUAGGUCACGUCUCUUUUCUUAAUAAUACUGAGCAGUUUAAGUGUACCUGUCAUGCCUUCAUAGAGGAAUUAGCCAUUUUGUGGCUUAGUAAUGUCACCAGUGAACUGCUAAGCUUGAAUUUCCAUUCAAGUCAUAAAGUAGCUGAUUUUGUAGGGCAAAGACGAUAGCUGCACUUAAAUACAGAAGGUCCAAAUUAUUUAUACAACAUAAGCUCAGCAAACUUGUUUCAAUAAGACAGUACCAAAAUGCAAAACUGAAUAUCAGUUAAUGGCAAUUGGUAUGAUUUGUUGUAAUGCAGUGCCAUGCAGUAGUUGUGGUUUACACUGCCUUAAUAAAUAAGCCUGGUAGACUGAAAGCACCAAAUACUACAUUUAGGGGAUUGAUUUUCGUAGAUCCCAGACUUAAAAUCAUGUAGUUCCUGCCAGCCAACAUACAUUCCACACAUUAACAGUAUAAAAAUGAGCUGAAAGACUUGAAAGAGACAUGAGGACCCUAGGUUUCUGAUAGACCAUUGGCUUUCCUUGCUGGCCAUUUACAGACCAGAUGUCAAAUUGCCUAACAUUUCUGCACAAAAUCACAGGGCUUGUGAUCACCAAUGAAUGUAUCCAAAAUCUGGCCUGUUCCUGGCCAUAAGAACUGAACGCUUUAUACUUAGACUUUGUACAUACUGCUUGCGGCAAAUGGAGUUACCUUCAUUUACUUCAGCUCUUUAAAGUGUGCUGACCAUAAAAUGCACUAGAUAUGAGUUUUAAAGGGUCAGUCAUCCAAAAAUGAUGCCUCUGUUUAGAGGAAAUGUUGAUGUUUGGGGGACAUAACCUAUCUGCUGCCAUCAUUAUGAGAAGGGCUGUACUCUUCCCAUUGCAUGGUAGGUUUAUUUUACAUUAAACAUACUGCCACAGGAACCUCUCAACAAAUCUGGAAUCCCAGAGAGAUGCAUGAAAAUGGUGUCCACCACCAUCCACAAAUAGUUAAGUGGAGAGAUGAUUUCCACCAACUUAAGCUGUGAGAGUGCAUUAACAAAAAGUCUAUGAAUGAGGAUGCACCGUAUGGUCAGGAUGCUAUAAAUGGCAUGCCAAAUAGGCAACGCUGUCAAGCAGUGUGUAUUGGGCCUUAUAAGUAGUCCUGUUUCUGGCAACUUACAGAGGCAGUCUUAGAACACCAGGAUGACACGUUGCUCAUUUAGGUGGUAAUUUUUUUUCUAUGUUUUUUAGUUUACUCACAUGUCCAAAUUAUUGCUCAAGUACCCAACACCCUUCUUCUGUAGUGGGUGUGGGCAAAGCUGUGGGUUCAACUCUAUAAAACAAGCAACAGCAGAGACAACUCUACAAUGAAACCCCAAUAGGAGGCGAAACACGUCAGAGAGAGGAACAUUUUUUGUUUUGCUUUUUAAAUUCAAAGAUGUUAGUGUUAUGGGACUCUGCAUUUGCCAAUUUUCUUUUUAAGGCAAUUUUAUUUUAUAAAGCCCCUCCUCCAUAUGAAAUUUAAAUUAUUAGAUAUUGAUAUUGCAGUCACGUGGAUUUAGUUUAAACAACACCUCUAUUUUUGAAUUAAAGCAACUGAGGAAGGGAAAUGUAGAACUGUGCACCGUGUCGCCUACAUUUUGUAACCUUUUUGGAAUAAAAGUGCACUGCACAAUACUGUACAAGAGUGACAUACAUGUUUAUCAGGAAAGGUAGGGAGCAAAACCACAGCAAUCAAUCAGAUUUAACCUAUUGCUGGUUGGUAUUUAAGGUUACAACUUUUUUGUACAUUGCCUAGACCUUAAAGUAGGAACUUGUUUAAAAAGACUGUGGUAGAGUCACUCUAUGCCAGCUUCUAAACCAAUUAAUAAUCACAUUCACCACAAAUUAUAGCAAUUGUUGAUUUCACCUCCCUUUAUCACAUGAUAAGGCCUGGUGAUUGGUCACUAGGCCAUAGUACUACAAUGUGAGUGGAGGUCACAUUCCCAUACCUGGCAGCAAUAGAGGAAGGAGCAGCUGGCGAGCAUUGCCAGUGGGUUGGAUAAUGAGCAAAAUGACAGACACUUUUAAAACUAGAUUUGGUGUAAAGCUAUAACUCACGAGGUAAACUGUUCAACAAGCAAAAUCAGUCCCUAUCACAAAAAAUCCCCAAUAUAAAAUCCCAUAGACAAAAACAUGAAAAUGUGGGAUGGAAAAAGGGGAACCACCUUAACUCUAAGACAAUAAAUUGAAGCAAUGACAUAUGAGGCGUUUCGGGUGUUCCACCAAAAAACGUAUGAGUUUUUUGGUGGGACACUUGAAACUAUUUAUAGAUUGUUGCUACCAUUUGGUUUAAAGCUACACAUAAACACAAAUUCUCCAUUUGGCCCUGUUGGGCAGAAAUCUGUUUUCUGUGGGGUGUGGCAGAUUCCUGCUGGUUCCCUGCCCUCUGGAGAAAUAUCUGAGGUAUAUUUUUAGGACAUGAAGGCUUAGCAAAGUUUUUUUUUUUACCACUUAUUUUUGGUGUUCAAUGGACUGCAUCUUUAAAGAGCCCUUAGGAUCACUACCACCUUUUUAUAAAUCAUCAAAGUAUCUUCCCAGAUCUUGGUUUCAGCCUAUAAGGGAAAAAAAAUUGUAUGAAUCUGCUCCUUAUUUAGGGAGUACUCAUUGCUGUUACUGGCAUUUCACUUUCUAACGUUGUGUCUGUGUUUUUUGUCUUUAAGCUUAAAUAAUCUUUAUUGCUUUUCAGGAAGAUAAGCAAAUAAAAAAAAAACACUCAACACAAAAAAUAGUCUGCUACUCUGGCUAUAACACACUCUAUAAGUUGUACAUUUUAUGUUUUAAGAUUUACUUCCAGAUGGAUAAAAGUGUUCAUGUUGAUUAAACACUGUGAAAGCAGCCAUUUUGUAAGAUUUUGGAGGUAGAAUUGUUACAUACAAUUACCAAUCAGAAUCAUUCAGGGGAAAUUUUAACAGUUCUUCGGGCACAUUCAAUUUUAAAGACCACUUAUUUUAAUAGUACCAUUGCUUUGUAGUAUCAGGUUUGAGCUAUUACUUCCUGCCUUCUUGAUGUCACAAAUUCCUAGCGAAUUGAUAAGCUGCUUUCUCAGGACGACUUGGUUCCACUCACAAAAUGGCUGCCCUCAUGCAUUGUUUGAGACUGACACACUUCAAUGAUGUUUUGCUGAAGCUUUGCUGUGCUGUCUGGAGGCAAGAUUUGUUUUUUAAUUUUAAUUUAGAUGUGACAUAACUCACAAUAUGACUAAAUCAAAUAAUCUUGUAUUAAAAAAAAUAGAAAAAAUAUAAAUAAACCCACUGCCUUACAGUACACAUAAGAAAGGAGGUGCUUGGAAAAAUCUGUGCGCGACCCAAUGCGCAAAUGGGCAUUAUCUAAGGGUUACCUGCCGUACCACACCAACUCAAACCUGUACGUAUUGCUUGCUGCUGAUCAAAACAAAGCCUCUCCUUUAAGUACCUAUAUACAGAUCUAUAUAUAUAAGAAACAAAACAAUAAAUUUUAUGAAUAACCUUGUGUUUUA
Molecule: messenger RNA, 4196 nt
Organism: Rana temporaria (common frog)
Lineage: Eukaryota; Metazoa; Chordata; Amphibia; Anura; Ranidae
Gene: FKBP1B
Product: FKBP prolyl isomerase 1B
Exons: 4
Coding region: 143-469 (108 amino acids)
Molecular function (GO): peptidyl-prolyl cis-trans isomerase activity
Source: RefSeq, a predicted model, not a curated record